CUUAUAUCCACGCUGCCGCUCUUCUUGUUGACCAGCGUUGGUCACGCGACACCAUGAUGCGCUCUCUAUUCACCUCGAUGGUCGUGACAUGUGCUGCCGCAACAGCCAACUUGGAACCCGCCGCUCAGCCAGCGGCUGUACACGAGUUCGAGCGUCGUUACACUGACGCCCAAAUACACAACACCUCAAGCAGCACGGCCUGCGCGAAAGUGCAUGUUAUAGUCGAUCGCGCAACCGGUGAACCGCCAAGUCAGGGUGUCAUUGGCACUCUGGCUACAAUUAUCGCGACGCGGAUACCAGGCACGACAGUGGAAUGGGUCGACUACCCCGCCGUACUCGUUCCGUACGACCAGAGCACGAACACAGGCAUAACGAUGACCAAGGAUUCGAUCACAAGCUACGCAGACAAGUGUCCGAACGCCAAAAUUGUGAUGCUGGGCUACUCGCAGGGUGCACAGGUCGUCGGCGACGUUCUGUGCGGGGGCGGCGGCGCUUUAGGUCUAGGACCUUAUACCGAUCCUCUUGAGGAAAACUACGUGAAAAGGAUUGCUGCGGCCGUGCAGAUGGGCGAUCCAAGAUUCGUGCCGGGCAUGCCAUGGGAUAGGGGAACCGCCGUGACAGGAGGCAUCUUCCCAAGACAGCCAAAUCAAACUUGUGAAAGGGUCGCCUCCAUAUUGGUUUCGUAUUGCGACGCCAAUGAUCCCUUCUGCGCUGUCCCCGGCUUCGAUUACAACGUACACGCUACCUACGAUAUCCGAUACAACGAGGACGCAUUCAACUUCGUGGAAGGCAAGAUCAAUGGCAGUACAACGGGAAAGAAGGGAGACAGUACACGACAGUCGCCGCGCUCAAGUGCGUCGUUACUGGCUCUAGCUAUGCUUUUCGUAUUUUCGUCAGUCUUAUGAAAACAGUAAGACGAGGAGAAUGUUUUGUGGGCCUUUCCCUUUUGCCAUGGUUACAGGCAUCCUUCCGUAUACGAUGGCUAUGACAUGAUAUUAUCCUCUUGUAAUAAACUCUCUCUGGGCUGCAUUGAUUGGGAUGGAUGAUCUGGCCUGGUUUUGAAUGGAUCGUUGGACUUGCACUGUUGCAUUGAUGAUUUCGACCUCUGGCCGAAUGUAUGAAUCGUGUUCGUAAGCGCAGAUUUCAUAGCAGACGCAUGGGAUGAUCCAAUAUGACUUAUGUGACUUUAGC
Verruconis gallopava is the source of this 1191-nucleotide messenger RNA. RefSeq lists its product as uncharacterized. The record is from RefSeq and is a predicted model, not a curated record. The coding region runs from base 54 to 905 and encodes 283 amino acids. The transcript is spliced from 3 exons. Gene Ontology annotation, molecular function: hydrolase activity. NCBI's taxonomy places the organism in Eukaryota, Fungi, Ascomycota, Dothideomycetes, Venturiales, Sympoventuriaceae.